This is a messenger RNA of Lates calcarifer (barramundi perch), 3683 nucleotides long. Its product is annotated as centrosomal protein of 95 kDa. The record is from RefSeq and is a predicted model, not a curated record. Bases 202 to 2853 code for a protein of 883 amino acids. The transcript is spliced from 21 exons. NCBI's taxonomy places the organism in Eukaryota, Metazoa, Chordata, Actinopteri, Centropomidae. Gene Ontology annotation, cellular component: spindle pole; centrosome.
GAAACAAAGAACGAGCGUAACGUCCAAUCAAACAGGACUUCAAUUUUAAAUGAGAUUCGAUAGUUCCUUCUCCCUGUUACUGAAAACCACAACAACACCACAACUAACUCUACUUGUUAACAAGUUUGGAUUAUAAGAGACUCUUUUUUCAGCUAGUCACUUGUUUUUGAGCCACAGCUGCCUCUCGUCGACAGUUGUUUCAUGGGAACCCAGGAGGGAGAGAGAGAUUGGGUAGAUGUGGCAAAUGAUUUAUUCAGCAAGUGUCACAUAAACCUGAAGCUGAGGAAACUGACUGACUGUGAUGCAAAUGUUUUCAUUGCUCUGUAUGAGAACAUCUUGGGGGAGAAAGUUCCAGAUUAUAUUGCAGGGCCAUGCAGUCAAGAGGAUGAUGUGCACAACAUUCAGUCUGUGAUUGAUUCACUAUCCCUGGAUUACCUUCAGAUCAGCCUCUCACACAUUACGGGAGAAAAUGUUGUCAGAGGGGACAAAGAGUCUGUCAAGAACCUCCUGGAAAUCUUUGAUGGCCUCCUGGAAUAUCUCAACGAGGAGAUAAGCGUGGAGUCUCAGAAUGGUGAGGAACUGAAUAACGGUCUCAGUGAGGAUGUGCCUAGUGAAACCAAGGAGUCAACAAGUUGCGAUGCUACAGAGCACAAGGAGAUUAAACUGGAUGGAGCAUCUUUGUCUUCCACUGGAGAGUCAGCUGCCCAGUCCAGUAAACAUUCCCUUCAUUCCUGGAACGCUGAGGAGAUGGGAUCAACCAGUGAGCUGAUUGGGCUGGGAGUCUCAGCACGCACAUUUACAGGCAAACAAGAAAACGCAGUCACCACUUCUGGUCCUCUGGACACCCAGAAUGCUCCACUGACUGAGCCGAUGCACUCGGCCAUCGCCCUGCAACCACCCAACCAGAGCAACACUCCCCACAGACCCGACACAGACACACACGCACUCAUCCAGCCCCCCACAGCCACUGGGCUCAGCCACGGGCACACAGAGGAAGAAACUGCCCCUGUCACUACAGAGAUCCAUAAACCGGUAGCUGAGACUGUUUUUGGCAAUGGACUACGGUCUCCUCCCCUUUGUCAUUCUCCCGCUGUGAGUGAGAAGUCUUUCUCCAGUCAACAAAGAGCCAGGACAGAAGUUGAGGGGGAGACACUAGAGCCAACUAACGGAGGUCCCAGGAGGGUUUUAUUCCGCACCCAGCCAGAUGUGCUCUUCCUCACCCUGCAGGACGAGAUGCCACCCACCACCCCUUCUCCACCAGACACUGAAGAGGAAGAGCAAGAAGAGGAGGAUCUGAGUUAUACAAGAAGAUUACAGGGCAGAAGAAUACAUCACAGAGAAAGGACAGACCUCAGUAACAGGUUAGGGGAAGGUUUUGAGGAGCCUCUGUCUUACCGCAGGCAGAGGAACAGGAAAGCGGAGGAGGAGCUGCAGCACAUUUCUGAAAAACUGUCCCAUCGACUUGAGGAACUUGACGAGAUGCUUAAACGAGUUCUGGGAGAAAGUGGAGAGUCCAGUGAGGUCAGAGAGGAGGACAAGCAGUCCCACCACAGCGACAGCAUCAUGGAGUGUCGCAAGACUCCCAGGCAGCACACAGUUUCAGGAACACCUGACGCUGAAUCUAAGCACCGGACACGCUCCUUGUCCCCCUCCCCUCCACGAGUCCGUCGCUCCCUGCAGGGGCAGUUAGAAAAUGCAAUGGCAGAGGCCUUGAGCCUGGAUGAUGGGAGACGGACAAACCUCACAGCUUCUGAUCAUUCAAGGCGAGGAGAGCUACAUCACAGACUGUCUCACAGAAAACAUAGCAAGUAUCUGGAGAAUAAGGCCUAUGAGGAAGAGUUGAAAAGAUAUGAAGACAAACAACGGGCAGAUCUGGACAAGGCGCGGCUCAAAGCUCAGGAAGCCGAGCGAGAGUAUAGAGAAACCAUACUGAGGGAUGUUUCUCAAGCCCCCAGACUGUCCCCAACUAGAACAAAGGCCCAGCACAAAUCACAGCACAACACACAAACUACACCAGGGUGGAGACGGCAGGAGGUCCCCAGGAAAGCUCCAUCAAUGAAGGUAAAGGAGAAUGAACUCCUCCCUGUGCUCCUGGAGGAGUUGCCCCACCUUCACAUUUCUCCUCACGCUCUGGGCAGGAUGUGGGAGCAGCAGAUGCAACAGGUGGACAGACUCCACGCCCUGUCAUCCUCUAACAGCCACCAGCGUCGCAGCAAGCUCUCUAGCCAGUUGGAGGAAGCCCAGAGGAAACAUGACCUGCUGGUGGGGCUCAUCCGCAAAGAUCAGGACCACAGCAGGCGUCUGAGGGACUUUAAAGAGCGUAUCCAACAGCAGAAGUCAACACAGAACAGACUGCGGGAACAGAGACAACAGAUAGCUCGUGCCAAGAAAUACCACAACGACUACCACGUCCAACACCGUGCUCGUCUGAUGAGGGAACGAACCAAGGAGGAGAGGAUGUUUCGGCAGCUGUUUGAGGAGGGUUUGGAGCUACAGAAAGUCCGGUUGAGGGAGCAGAAAGCCUACGCCAGGGAGCAGCGACUGGAGCAUCAGAGACGACACCAGGACCAGAUCAAGUCUAUGGAGAACUACUACAAAGACCAAUUUUCACUACUGGCUGAAAAACUUGCACAAGAAAGGCAGGAGAUCCAGCUUCGGAAAAAAGCUCAAGAAAAGGCCCUGCUGAAGAUGAAGCGGGAGCUGCGCUCCAGGAUGGAGCGUGAAAUUGGCGAACUGCAGAAAAUCAUCAUCCAGAACGACGAGGACGACCACUUCCAGGACCUGGAGGUCCAGAGGCUGCGUAAUCGGGUCCAGAUGGCUUCUUUCCAGUACAACACUAGCUAUCUGCAUUGACCACAACAUCAACACCAAUCAAGGCUGAAUUUAUGACAUGAACAUGCUGCAAGAGAGUCUGCUUCUGCCAUUCACAACUAAGGGUACGACAUUCUGAUGGCUGAACAGUACGGUCUCUUCAGGCAUCUUCCUUCACAGAUUUGCACAGGAGGAAAUUCACAUUGUAAGAACUUGCACAAGUCCUGAUUGUUGAUUAAUAAUGAACUGAACACACUCCAACAAAAUGUAGCUAUUAGCUAAUUUAGCUAACUCUUCCUCUCACCACAGCUGCUAUAUCUGCUCUUAAAGACACCUUGGACCAAGUCCCCUUCUUCUGUGGUUUUAGUACUUGGCAACUAGGAAUGUUUAAAAGUGGCUCCCUCACUGUGCAGUCUUUGUGUGCUGUUAUUGUAGCAGAAAUUGAGUAGAAAUGUUCCUCUUGCCAAAUAGGGACCACUGAUGCAAAGUUCGUAAGUAUGAAUGUCACACACUGACUUUUAACUUCCUUUUUUCCUUUCAAGGUGUGAUGUCUUCCUUUAAUGUUUUAACCAUGCCAGCAGAUUAUUUAUUUUUUAACUUUAAUGUUGUUUGAUUUUUAAUUAACCUGGUGUCAUGCUUUCUGAUCACCAAGGGGCGAUGAUAAUCAGUCUUUCAUGACUUCCUCUUUCCCUCAGUUCCAUAGUGUUCGUUUUUAACUCACAGCCAAAACUGAAGACAUGGUAGUUUUUGACCAAAACACCAAGGGUUGAAAUGUUAAAACACUCUCUGCUCAGAAUUGUGCAAUGUAUCUAAUGAGCACAUGAAUGCCCUGUCAUCACCUAUUAAAUAUGUGGGCUCUGUCAACCUCUCAA